This is a messenger RNA of Myotis lucifugus (little brown bat), 2072 nucleotides long. It is a transcript of the gene RNF8, whose product is annotated as ring finger protein 8. Gene Ontology annotation, molecular function: metal ion binding; ubiquitin protein ligase activity; histone binding. Gene Ontology annotation, biological process: protein K48-linked ubiquitination; double-strand break repair; ubiquitin-dependent protein catabolic process. Lineage: Eukaryota; Metazoa; Chordata; Mammalia; Chiroptera; Vespertilionidae. Bases 76 to 1587 code for a protein of 503 amino acids. The transcript is spliced from 9 exons. Gene Ontology annotation, cellular component: cytosol; site of double-strand break; nucleus. The record is from RefSeq and is a predicted model, not a curated record.
UCAGAGAAGCGGCGAGGCGGCCGGAACCUGGCCGGGGGCUGGCUGUGUGCAGACGGCGAGCCGGGGCCGAGGGCCAUGGGGGACCCCGGCUCCCGGGCUCGGCGGGAGCGCCCCGGGGGCCGCAGCUGGUGCCUGCGGCGCGUGGGCAUGGACGCCGAGUGGCUGCUGCUGGAGGAUGGGAGCGAGGUGACUUUAGGCCGAGGAUUUGGUGUCACAUACCAACUGGUAUCAAAACUCUGCCCUCUGAUGAUUUCCCGAAACCACUGUGUUUUGAAGCAGAACACGGAGGGCCAGUGGACAAUUAUGGACAACAAGAGUCUGAAUGGCGUUUGGCUGAACAGAGUACGUCUAGAGCCUUUAGAGGUCUAUUCUCUCCACACGGGAGACCGCGUUCAGCUUGGGGUGCCUCUGGAAAAUAAGGAGAGUGCAGAGUAUGAAUAUGAAGUUACUGAAGAAGACUGGGAGAAGAUGUGUCCAUAUCUUGCCCCAAAGAAUGAUCAGAUAUUGGGGAAAAACAAGGGCUUGAGAACUAAAAGGAAAUGUAGUUUGGAUGAAUUAGAGGGUCCUGAAGCUGAAGGCCCCUCACACUUGAAAUUCAAAAUGAAUAAAGUGUCUAGUGAACCUGGUCAGCCACUGAGGUCACGUGGGAAAGGUGAACUGGCCAGUGGACCCUCUGAACAUUGGGAACCUCGGGUGACUUCUCUUGAGCCAAGUGAGAACGUCUCGGGGGCUCAUGUUUUCUCUGGCCCCACCAAAGUCCUGGCGCUGCAUCAUCACAAGCGGAAAGCCUCAAACCUGUCAGUAUCUCAGAGCCGCUUAGAGUUGUUCAAGGUGACCAUGUCUCGGAUUCUGAAGCUCAAAACACAGAUGCAGGAAAAGCAAGUAGCUGUUCUGAAUGAGAAAAAGCAGACCCAAAAAGGGGACUCAAAGAAUAUUGUGCAAAUGGAGCAGGAACUGCAGGAUUUACAGUCGCAGCUUUGUGCAGAGCAGGCCCAGCAGGAGGCCAGAGUGGAGCAGCUAGAGAAGACUUUCGAGGAAGAGCAGCAGUAUCUCCAGGGUUUGGAGAAAGAGCAAGGAGAAGAGGACCUGAAGCAACAGCUGGCCCAGGCUCUGCAGGAGCAUCAGGCUCUAAUGGAAGAGCUAAACCGCAGCAAGAAGGACUUUGAAGCAAUCAUUCAAGCCAAGAACAAAGAAUUGGAGCAGACCAAGGAAGAGAAGGAGAAGGUGCAAGCACAGAAGGAGGAAGUUCUUAGCCACAUGAAUGACGUGCUGGAGAACGAGCUCCAGUGUAUUAUCUGUUCAGAAUACUUCAUUGAGGCUGUCACCUUGAACUGUGCCCACAGUUUCUGCUCCUAUUGUAUCAAUGAAUGGAUGAAGAGGAAGGUAGAAUGUCCCAUUUGUCGGAAGGACAUCAAGUCCAAAACCCCCUCCCUGGUUCUGGACAAUUGCAUUAGUAAAAUGGUAGAUAAUCUGAGUUCGGAAGUAAAAGAACGACGAACUGACUUAAUUAAGAGACGAAAAGAGUGUACAGGUGGAAGGGACAAGGGCAGCAUAGGAACUGUUCACCCAGUGGCGAAGGUACUGUGAUCUUAGAAGUCAACUUCUAAGAUAUGAAUUGGAAUAUAUGGAGUGACCAUCAGUCUCCGAACCUCACAUUUCUUGUUGACUCUGUAUCCUUGAGGUUUCUGGAUGGUCUCCUUCCAUCGGGAGGUGAAGCCUGUUCUGACCAGUGCUCUGUAGUGGAGUGUCUUCUCUCCUUCACCGAAAGCUGCCACCUCACCGCAGGCCCUGGACAAGCUUUCACAGCUUAGGGGUUGGGCCUUCCUGGCAUAAUGAUCCGUCGGUGCGCCCCAAAUGCGUGCAUGGCUGGGUUUGAGGGAACCACGCCUCGUGCUAGAGAAGAGACCAGGCUGACCUUUGCUUACCUGCCUGCAGAGUCAGGAACUCUGGUGAGCACCGCCCACCAGCACCACCACCACCACCACCACGUUGUACUGAGGGCAAGACCAGUGCUUGCCAGCCAAGGCUUGCCCACCAGCCGGAGAGAAGGGCCCAGGGGAGGAACCUGAGCA